GACUUGGGCAGGGACCUGCUAUAAAAGCAUACCGCGUCGACCCUCGAACACAUAGUGUUUGCUCGCAUAACCCGCAAGAAAAACCAAACGCCCGUCAUCAUGAAAUUCUUCGUUGUUCUGUUCGCCAUUGUGGCAGUUGCUAGCGCUGGAUUAAUAGCUCAUCAUGCGCCAGAGGUAAUCCACGUCUCCGGCCAGCUCGCUAUCCCAGGCCCCAAAGCUUCCCCGCUUCUUCUCCACGGUAACGACCACGCCACCCGCAUCCACUACGACGCCCCGCAUAUAGGGCAUCCGCACUUGGUGGGCAUCGAACAUUACAACGGGGCGCCGCAUUACGAGCCCAGCGUCAUCAACGUGGCUCUUAAACACGGCCUGCAUUAGAUCCCCGCAUCUAAAUCAGCAGACCCGUUGGUCCGGAGUGGUCCACGCCGAACGCGUCAUCCUGAGGCUGAUAUGAGGCAGCGAAUCAACGAAUUCAUCAUUUAAUUGGUGAAUGAACGUGAUAUUGAGUAAUCUCUUGCCAAAGUGGAGCAUUCCCUGUUCCUUUUUAUCGGCAAAGAUUCUUCGCGUCGAGAGAUCUCUCGCUGAGGAUUGAAGAUUUUCUCGGUUCGAGGGUCGAGAAUCACGCGGAGGAGGAGAACACUCGAAUUGGCAGAUUGAUGGAAUUCAAACUGUCUCAGGAUAGCCGCACGUCUUGGAUCACUCCCGGAGGACCGUCCCCAAAAAGACCAGGCAGUCAUAUUUGAAAAAGCUCCCCGCCCUCUCCCCUUUCAUUCAUCCCUUCGUUCUACCUUGACGCUACAUAUGACACGCAUAUGAACAAUCAGACCCUUCCGUGUUGCCAUUUAUCCAUCUCAUUCUAUCAAAAAUGAUGAAAAAUUCUGUGCGGCACAUAUUGAAGAAGAAAUAACAGAGCGGCCAUCUCUUUCUGUACCUAUUACAUUUGUCUACGGCAGCGCAAUACUUUUAUUUAUUUUGUAAUAAAAGUUGAUUUUUACGUCUUGUAAAA
Cataglyphis hispanica is the source of this 1006-nucleotide messenger RNA. RefSeq lists its product as uncharacterized. Lineage: Eukaryota; Metazoa; Arthropoda; Insecta; Hymenoptera; Formicidae. The record is from RefSeq and is a predicted model, not a curated record. Bases 100 to 378 code for a protein of 92 amino acids. The transcript has 3 exons.